AUGGCGCCCGACGCAGCUUUCUCCAAUAUUAGUGACAAAAACGAAUUCACAAAGUUCACAAAAUUUUUAGCUUAUAAAGGCGUCCAAGUUAUAGUAGAAUCGAGGAAAGGACUUAAAAUAGAACCAAAUAGUAAACCACAAUCGUCAGAUUCUGAUUGGUUCAAUCUCCAAAUUCCCGACACUCCUGAAGUCAACCAAGCAACGAAGAAUGCUCUUCCAUCAGACAAAAUCCUUGAAACUAUCAGAUCACAACUGCACGUUGAAAUAUCAGUCCAAACGGAAGAUGGUGAUGAAAUGGUCCUCGAGUUAUGGACCUUAGAGUUAGAUGAGAGCCAGUUUGAUACCUCCUUGAAAGCUAUGAACACGGUAUAUUUCCGGAUGGGGAUUUUACUAAAGUCUUUGAUCACAGUUACGAGAAUAACCCCCGCGUAUCACUUAUCAAGAAAGCAGAGGAUGGAAUCUUUUACUAUUUUCUAUAGAGUUUACAGUGGGGAACCCAAAGUUAACGCCCUUGGCGACUCUGUCAAGAAGAUACAAGCUGGGAUGCUGAAAACUCCUCUUGGAGCUAUAUGCUUCUCAGUUUCAUACAGAACCAACUUCUCUAUAUCCCCAAACCGAACUGAUAAAAGCAACGUGUUGCUACUAAAGAGCGAUCACUUCGAACUCAGUCCAAAACACGUGAUAUUUGAAUCGAAAAAAAAGAGGGAGCAAAAAAAGGAACCCAAAAAUUUUGGACCUGUCGACCUAAAUAAACCAUUACGAAUGGCAGCUUUUGCGGAUGAAGAUAUUAUCAUGCAGGUCUUCGACGAUUUCCUCACCAAGAUCCCGGUUCCAAAAUGCAGGAAGAGAUCUAAAGCUCAAAUUAAAAGUAGUGCUAUGGAGAUGCAAAGCACACGAGAUCUGGACCUCACAACUAUUUCCAAAAGUCCGACCUCAAUGGAAAUGCCACCGAAGAAAUUCUCAGGUUUCCGAAAUGAGAAUGAACCACCUUUAAAGCUCCUGCAUUUUCCUUUCGCUGAUGAUCAUCCAAUCAGAGAACUUGCGGAGUUUUAUAAAGACUUCUUCAACGCUCCACAUUUGAAGUUAGCUGAUGAUCUUGCAAGAUCGAAAUCCAAGAGUCCCGAGUCAGUUAAAGAGAUGGAAUUGGCAAGUGAAGAUUUGUCAAGGGACCUUGAGGUGUAUGAGAACUCUGUACUUGAAUUUGAUGAGUUGAUUGCUGAGAUGUGCAGAUCGGCAGAAUGGAGCGGGAAUUAG
Molecule: messenger RNA, 1254 nt
Organism: Spodoptera littoralis (African cotton leafworm)
Lineage: Eukaryota; Metazoa; Arthropoda; Insecta; Lepidoptera; Noctuidae
Source: the annotation of a GenBank genome assembly